AGCUGUCAUGUGGGUUGAGAUAACAGCUGAUCUUGUUACCCGACUGUUGUUGUCAAGGUCAGUAGUAUCUGUCCAGAACUGGGCCGGCUCCGAGAGACUCACGUAACGAUGUCGUCGACGGCGGAUUUCACAUUUGACAACAACUUCGACAUUACUGACGAUGUCAAGAAAGCCUUUGAUGACCAUGGAUACAUUAUUAUCAGAGGCUUGCUGGAUGCAGAAGAAAUGACCCAACUCAAGAAAACCGUCAACGACCACAACGCCAUAUCAGAGAACGCUUACGGGCUUCCAGAUGGAGAUGGCGGCGAGGGGAAAAUGGUUAUUUGGAGCCAUCCCGGAAAUGACGUCACUGGCAUCAUAGCUCGAAGUGAAAAGGUGGCAGGAUUUUCAGAAAAGCUUCUUGGUGGAGAGGUGUAUCACUACCACAGCAAGCUAACGAUGAAGAACGCUAAGGGCGGAGGCAAGUUCAUCUGGCACCAGGACUAUGGCUACUGGUACCAAAAUGGCUGCCUAUUCCCUGACAUGCUCAGUGUCUUUAUUCCGGUCGAUCGCUGUGUGAAGGAAAAUGGCUGCCUCGAGAUUCUCGAUGGCUCCAACAAAUGCGGUCGAAUAGAACACCAAUUUCGUGAAGGGCAACAUGGGGCUGACACAGACAGGGUUAAGGAAAUAAGAAACCUUUGUCCUCAUAAAUAUGUGGAGCUUGAACCAGGGGACGCCCUGUUCUUCAGCUGCCUCCUCCUCCACACCAGCGGCUCCAACAACAGCAACAUGAGACGCUGGGUCUUCAUCCCUUGUUACAACAGGGCCAGCAACGACCCCGUGUAUGAGCACCAUCACCCACAGUACACUAAACUGUACAAGGUACCAAACAGUCGGAUAAAGGAAUGUAGGAACUACAAUGACGUCAGCGGGAAAGAAUUUAUUGAUGUCAAGAAGGACAAAACGGUUAAAGUUGGGACAAUCGACAAGGAACAGAAGUGAGGCUGAAGACACCAUGCAUCACUCAGCUACAAGCAUCUAUAUAGCCCAUACCACCUCACAUUACACUAUUUUCCUUUGAAUAUUCUUUGUAGUUCAAAUUACAUAAGACAAUAACAUAAGAAAGUUGUAUUUAACUAUUUGAUCGAUUCUAUCGAACCAAUUGCUUCCAAUCUUCUCGCAAUUUAUUCAAUAUUCUGAAGUCACAAUCGAUGUAAUUAUUUAAUGUCAAUACGAUUUUAUGUAUAUUGGAUAUAACUGACUGAUUUAGAGAGCACCUUAGUGUGUGGUUUGAUGUUGUCGCAACAUAUAUAUUUAAAUGAAUAUAUCAGCUUAUAAGAUCUGUCAUUCAUAAGUUCUUUUGUAAUUUGGACAUAUUUCGAAGACUUGAUUCUCAUUAGUGAUCUUGAUUGAAAUGUACAUUUAUAUCAUGAAAAUAAGCGUUUUAAGCAUACCCCACCGUGUGGAUUAAGCGCUAUAUAAAAUAAAUAUAAAUGCAGAAAAGA
Messenger RNA from Haliotis rufescens (red abalone), 1484 nucleotides. Its product is annotated as L-proline trans-4-hydroxylase-like. The record is from RefSeq and is a predicted model, not a curated record. The transcript is spliced from 9 exons. Bases 109 to 981 code for a protein of 290 amino acids. Lineage: Eukaryota; Metazoa; Mollusca; Gastropoda; Lepetellida; Haliotidae.